AGAGUCCUUCGUUCACAGAAGAAAAAGGUCAAUCGAUAUCAACAAGACCCUUAUAUCAACACACUUGCAAGAUCUCAAAGUAAUCUCGAAACAACACCAGCCAAGAUGAAGUCGGCUCUUAUUCUCGGCCUUGCGACACUUGCUGUCGCAGCUCCUGGUUUUGGAGGACAUGGUGGCGGAUACUCGUAUGGUGGAAGUGAGAGCGGUUCCAGCGGUAGCGGCUGGGGAGACUGGUCUAGUGAAAAUGGUCAGUCGACUUCUUCAACGACAACAACUCUUGCCCCCACCACAACCACAACGAAGACGACAUCUACCACUAGCUCCACCACAACCACAACCACCACUUCCAAAUCCGUUGCCCCAAUUUCUGUUACUACUACCACAACAACGACGCCCUCUGAAACCAAAUGGCUUGAUUGGACUUCUACGACGACUACUACCACAACGACUAACAGUGUUGCUCCAGCUGCCGUCACGACAUCGGCCACUACUACCGAAGCAUGGGUAGAAUGGACCACGACUACAACGACUACGACUUCCAAGUCUGUCGCACCAAUCUCCGUCACAACCACUACCACAACGACAACUCCAUCCGAGACCAAAUGGCUUGACUGGACAUCUACAACUACCAGCACGACCACUACUUCCAAGUCCGUAGCCCCAAUUUCAGUCACCACCAGCACAACGACCUCGGAGGAAUGGAGCGAGUGGACCACAACAUCCACCACCACCACUACUUCCGCAUCCGUGGCCCCCAUCUCCGCCACCACCUCCGGCACAACGACCACCGAGGCGUGGGGAGACUGGAACACGACAACAACCUCUGCUUCUGUCGCUCCUGCGGAGACUUCAACCACGGCUUGGGAAGAGUGGACUACCUCCACCACCUCUUCCUCUUCCGUGGCAGCUGUCACCACGGCUUCUUCGUCAGUCGCAGCCACCACCGCUAGCUCGACAACCACUAGCUCAUCGUCGACAUCCGCUGCUGCCGUUAGCACUUUCACUGGUGCCGCUGCAAGCUUGCCUACAGGAGCAUACAAGGUUGCUGGUGCUGCAGCUGCCAUUGUGGUAGCUGCCAUGCUCUAAGCGCAUCAUCUUCCAAUUCGGCUGUUUGCCCAUCUUUGGGGAAAUCAUAACGCAAAGUCCACACAAAACUGUGCAAAUGCAUGUCUUUGGGCGCACAUUCGGGUUCUUUGUACUUUUUCGACAACGACUUUUCGAUAAACUAAUGACUACGACACGAUACAAUCUUUUACGACAACUCUCAU
Messenger RNA from Exophiala viscosa, 1268 nucleotides. RefSeq lists its product as uncharacterized. Bases 106 to 1086 code for a protein of 326 amino acids. The record is from RefSeq and is a predicted model, not a curated record. Lineage: Eukaryota; Fungi; Ascomycota; Eurotiomycetes; Chaetothyriales; Herpotrichiellaceae. The transcript is spliced from 3 exons.